Messenger RNA from Cataglyphis hispanica, 4003 nucleotides. RefSeq names its product serine-enriched protein. Bases 351 to 2372 code for a protein of 673 amino acids. The record is from RefSeq and is a predicted model, not a curated record. The transcript is spliced from 11 exons. Gene Ontology annotation, molecular function: protein binding. NCBI's taxonomy places the organism in Eukaryota, Metazoa, Arthropoda, Insecta, Hymenoptera, Formicidae.
CCGGCUCUUUGCUCGCCUAAAGACUUCACCCUGUUCUCUCUCUGUUCAUAUACCCAUUCACAAAUCCGACCUCCGACGCGUCUAGACCUUCUUGCAUCGAGCACGAAGACGACAGCUGGAAGUGACGUUCGCAUCGUACAUCGUCUUCUGCGAUCCAAAUCGUUUCGCGAUAGAGUGGUUCAUUCCGAAGAGCUUUAUUCCGCGCGUUGGGAAGCCCCGCGAUCAAUCCCACGACGUCAAUUGCAUCUCCAAGCUCGAUACGACAGAUCUCUAGUGAGUUAAAAGUGUUUUUUCGGGGCAAAAGCAGCCCGGCAAGCGAAGAGGCUCCGGGACCAAAGCAACAGGAGGAUAUGGGCCCGAUGCCAGAGGCUUCAGGAUCAGGAGUGGCCGAUGAGUCGGAUUACUCGACUUUCGAGAAUAAAACUGGCCUGGCCGAGGACAUGAAGUUCUUGGCGAGUAUGCCGGAACUAUGUGACGUGACGUUCCUUGUCGGUGAUACUAGAGAGCCCGUUUGCGCCGUGAAGGCUGUGCUUGCGGCCAGGAGCAGAGUUUUUCACAAAAUGUUAUAUCAAACUCCGAGCCCGCAACGCAAAAAGGAACCGCCGGCGCGAGAAAAUAAGAUUCGGCUUUUCCUCAAGCGUAGCUCCGAGCCGUUGUUGAAUUUACAGAAUGCGGCACAACAGCGGUCAGGGUUCACGCAGCAACUGGCUCCCAUCCAAGAGCCGCAAUCAAAUCAGCAUCACACGCUGAUUAUCGAGGAAUUCGAGCCCGAUGUCUUCCGGCAGCUGAUCGAGUACAUUCACACGGGAUGUGUGACAUUACAGCCUAGGACUUUGCUUGGCGUCAUGAAUGCUGCUGAUUAUUACGGAUUGGAAGAGCUUAAACAAGCCUGUCAUGGUUUUAUUCAAUACUGUAUAACCGUCGAUACGGUCUGCGCUUUAUUAGCAUCAGCGGAACGCUAUAUUCAGUAUAAAUGCACGAAAUCUUUGGUACAAAGGGUGCUGGAAUUCGUCGAUGAACAUGGCAACGAAGUAUUGAAUCUGGGAUCUUUCACAUUACUGCCGCAACACGUUGUCCGAUUGAUACUUGCCAGAGAAGAACUACGCGCAGAUGAAUUUACGAAAUUUCAAGCAGCGCUAAUGUGGAGUAAAAAAUAUUGCGACAACAAUCAAACUACACCGUUGAAAGACGUGAUAGGUAAUUUCAUCGAGUAUAUUCAAUUUCACAAGAUCCCGGCCACUGUACUGAUGCACGAGGUGAAGCCGUUGGGAUUAGUGCCGCUGGAGAUCAUCAUGAACGCAUUGGCUUAUCAGGCAGACCCAACCAGUAUCGACCCCGGGAAACUCUCCCCCCACAGAGUGAGAAGACAGGGUCGCAGUAUGUCGGUCCAAUCGUCGCUGGAUCCGUACGGCAGCAACACGACCUUGAGCUCGAGCGGCUCCGACGCCGGAUCGGAUCAAAAACAACAUUCUGGAGCGGCACCGACAGACGAUACUGUCUCACGGGGAAAGGAACAAAAGGAGUCCCAGUCUCAGCUUCAGGUUCAGGUUCAGGUGGAGCAAGAGCCAAGAGCGCAAGAAUCGCAACAUCAGCAGGAACAAAAACAGGAAGAUGCGCAAUUACAACGAAAGGAGCCGGGUCAUCUACAGCAGCAAGUACGUCAGAAAAUAGGGAAGGACAGGGAACAACGAAAACUUCAACAAGAGCAGCAGCAGCUGCAGCGUAAAUUGGAACAGGAAGAGAAGGAGUUGCGGCAAAAGAUGGAACAGGAUGAAAAACAGUUGCAACGUAAACUGGAACAGGAGGAGAAGGUAUUGCAACAAAAACUGGAGCAAGAAGAACAACAGUUACAACAAAAGCUAGAAGAAGAGGAACACAAAUUACGAAACAAACUCGAGAAGAAACAAGACGAGAAACAAGUUACACAGCCAAAGGAGAGUAAAGAAAUGGAGCAGCAGAAAAAAGAAGAACAAGUAUGUCUAUUGAAAGAUGAACAGCAGCAAAAGGAGGAGGAUGAGCAGAUGCAACAGAAAGAUGAACCAUCGCAACCGCUGGAAAGUGACGAGCAAGCACGACUAAGUAAACAGGAAGAGGAAGUGCAACCCGUAGAGGAGAUGUGUCAGGAAUUGGUCGCGGAGGAGACACAAGAGCGAAAAAUAGAUACGCCGGCGCAACAAGAAGAUGAAAAAAUGCAACGAGAAAAGGAGGAAUCGCAGCUACAAGAGUUUAGAGAACUGCAACAACAGCAGGAGCAGCAGGAGCAGCCGGGAGUUCGACCGCUCGAGGCGGUGGGUGGACUUUACAUCAGGAUAGUGCUGAGGCACGAGGGCCGCACGAACCUGGUCUGGCUGUACAAAACGCACAUAUUCUAAAUUCCGAUAAUUCCUUUCGUCGCUUUCGUCUGGAUAUUUGAACGACCUCCGCGUCAAUAUGGCUCUACGAUUUUCUCCAUCCACGUUCAAAGAUAUUAAGGCGCGUCAACGCUCUUCGCGCGUUUCACAGAAUUAUCUUUUAUGUCUUAAGAAAGCGUCGACGUUAAUCCUUAAUUAUUUCUAAUGUCGAUGCAAAAGCGACGCGUACUAUAAACAUCGUCCAUGUAUCCAGCCGCUUCUCGAUUUCCACGAGGCAAGCAAAGUUUUAACAGUGUUAUCCGGUCUCGCGUUUCGGCCGUGGAGAUGAGCGUCACCAUUUCUAGAUAUGUAAUAAAUCGAGAUAUUCCAUUAGGAAUCGAUUGUCCACAGUCGUGGAAGAUGACAAUCGCGUUUGUGUUAUUGUUGCAAGAGGAAAAAUAUAUAUCUGUUAAACGUAAAAUGUGCAAAAACGUAAAUAUGUGCAAUGUACACGAAAAUGCAUCCGUCGCUUCCUUCGUUACGCUUUCUCUAUCGUUGACAAGCACUCGAUAGUAUCGUUCAAUCAAAUGGAUGCAUCAUUGCGAGCAAAUAAUUAAUUGAAUGAAAUAUAUGUGCGUCUAGGGACGCAUUUUUGUUAUACAUUAUAUUAAAAUUUAUUAUUUAUAUAUUAUAUUUUUUAUAUCCAGUUGCAUAUAAUUUAUCUCAUGCAAUUAUGAUUUUUAAUCUCUAAUUUAUCAUAAACUAUAUCAACUAUCAUUCUCAGAAUCUUUAUCCUUUUCAUAUUUAUUAUUCUUACUGAAUUCUUAUUACAUUUAACAUUUUUAUUAUCAAUCAACGAAACCACAUUAUUAUCAAACAUUUCACUAUAGGACAUAUCCAAUGUGGUUACAAUAACGAUCUCAGAGAAAUAUUAUAUACGCUUGUUAAAAAUAGAUCUGAUACUAUAUAGCCAAGUGAUGCGGAAUAAAUUCCGUAUCAUUUCUGGACAACGUGAAUAGCGAUCUGACACUAACGAAUGACUGGAGAGAGCUCGAUGUUGCCGUAGGCGCUUUACUAGGCAUUAGUACUCAACGUAAGAAAUUCAUUUUUUCAAUUGCACCAUCAAUAAUCAGAAACCAGAGAUUGUAGCAAAGCUAUGGUCCGGAUAAGUAACAAAAGUCUGAAUACUUGCCAGAUAAAUUUCGCUAAAACGAAUGCUAUUGCCGUAGUGUUUAACUAGAUGUAAUUGCAUGCGAUUAUAUACAAUAAGUUACAUUUCAAUCCGUUGUAAAUAAACAAGAAGACAUAUUAAUGGUUACACGCACACGCGUGUCCUUGAUAAUGAUGUUUGAAGAGUCCGGUAGAGAGAUUAUAUAAAAGUACUUUAAUUUUUGAGCAAAGUUUAAUACAGAACAUAGAUCAAGACGUCAACAACAGUUAAGUGUAAAACAUUAAACGCAGCUGUGUUUGUCAUCAUAGGUAAUGUUUUAUUAAAUAUUAAUUACUGUUAUUAUUCGCUUGAUUGCGUAGGUAUCAAUGACAUGUUUAUGAGUAUGGACAUAUUUAUCUGUCUAUCUACCAUUGUCUGUUUGUGCGCAGCGACAUUUCUAUUGUUUUAUACAUAAAAUGACAUAUAUAUAAAAAAUAUAUAUAUAUUAUAUAUAUAUAUAUAU